AUGGACCAGGUCCAGAAAGAACACCAGCGCCUCUGGAAGAGGGCGCAAAGCUCAAAAUGCAUCAACGACGUCCAGGCGACCAUCGACUUGCUUCUCGAAGCUCGCAGGACCAUCGUGGAUGAUCCGAGUUCUGCGUCUAUCACUCUUGCAAAGCUUCAAAAUCCAGUGAAGGCGUCAUUCGAAGCAACGAACAAUGAUCUGAAGGAGGCAUACAGUGGAUUGAAUAAAUAUACAAAAGCAUUGGACAAGCUAUUCAAAGAUAAACCUCUUCCCACCACCGAAUAUGACUCCCUAUCCCAGCCGGUCUUGGUCAACAGGGCAGUGGCAAUGCACCUUUUGCGAGAGGGAGAGUUUUCUACCGCCGAUACCUUUCUGUCCGAAGUAUCGAGAAUCCACAUGUCAUCAGAGCCAGAUACGACCAUGUCCCAAGCCGAAAAACAGGCAACGGAAGCCAUGCCCGAUAUUGAAGCCAUGCAAUCCGGCGAGAUUCGAAACCAGUUUCUCCUCAUGCAUGAAUUGUUGUACGAGAUGACCGAACAUCAGAAUUUACUCCCGGCUAUCGAAUGGGCUCGAAACAACCGCGAGGCGCUAUAUGUUCGAGGGAGCAACCUCGAGUUCGAGCUUUGUCAACUUCAAUUCGUAUGGCUCUUCCAUGGCGGGAAAGAAAACAACGUCUCCGUAGGAUCAGGCAGGCUCAUGGCGUUAGAAUACGUUAAACGCGAGUUUCCCAGGUUUCAGGGACGGUACCUACCUGAAAUUCAACGGCUUAUGGGUGCAAUGGCCUUUGCACCAAACCUUGAAGAUUCCCCGUAUAAUUCAAUAUUCAACAACCCUAAUUCCUGGGAGCGCGUAGCUACUUCCUUCAAAGGGGAGUUCUGCGCCUUGCUUAGCCUAGCAGCUGAAUCACCUUUAUAUGUCGCCGCAACAGCUGGCGCAAUAGCUCUCCCAACCCUUCUUAAACUCCAAACAAUCAUGAAAGAGAAACGAACCGAGUGGACAAGCCAAAACGAACUCCCUGUUGAAAUCCCGCUCCCACGCUCAUAUCAAUACCACUCGAUCUUCGUGUGUCCCGUGUCCAAAGAGCAAACAACGGACGAAAACCCACCAAUGCUCAUACCGUGUGGACACGUCAUCGCGCAACAGUCACUCGCGAGAAUCAGCAAAGGGGUAAAAUUCAAAUGCCCUUAUUGCCCAAGUGAAAGCAAUGCCAAAGAUGCUCGAAAGCUUCUUUUGUAA
Arthroderma uncinatum is the source of this 1236-nucleotide messenger RNA. RefSeq names its product macrophage erythroblast attacher. Gene Ontology annotation, cellular component: GID complex; cytoplasm; nucleus. Bases 1 to 1236 code for a protein of 411 amino acids. The record is from RefSeq and is a predicted model, not a curated record. Lineage: Eukaryota; Fungi; Ascomycota; Eurotiomycetes; Onygenales; Arthrodermataceae. Gene Ontology annotation, biological process: proteasome-mediated ubiquitin-dependent protein catabolic process. The transcript is spliced from 4 exons. Gene Ontology annotation, molecular function: ubiquitin protein ligase activity; protein binding.